UCCACUUUGCAGUGGGACCCUAUGAUUACUACGCUGCCGGGCUUGUACCUGGUGUCGGUGGGAAUAGUGAAGCCCGUGGCGUGGCUCUGCGGAUGGACAGGAAGCGUGGUGUGCUCUACAGGGAUGCUCAGAUUUAUCAACCUGCUUUUCAGUGCUGGGAACUUCUAUUUAUUGUAUUUACUUCUGUCCAAAAUCCAUCAAAAGAAUAAGGCUGUGUCUGGUUUCCAGAGAAUCUUGUCUACAUUAACACUUGCAAUGUUUCCCACUCUUUACUUUUUUACAUUCCUUUAUUAUACAGACCCAGGAUCAGUAUUUUUUACUCUUUUUGCUUAUUUAAUGUGCCUUUAUGGUAACCAUAAAACUUCAGCUCUCCUUGGAUUUUGUGGCUUCAUGUUUCGUCAGACAAAUAUCAUGUGGACAGUUUUUUGUGCUGGAAAUGUUGUUGCAGAGAAGCUAAAUGAAGCCUGGAGGACAGAAUUACAGAAAAAGAAAGAUGAAAAGAUUUCUUCCAGGAAAGGAUCAUUUUCAGAUUUUAUGAGAAUAUUGCAGUUUCUUAUCAAAUAUCUCACAUCACCUAAACACUUAGUUAUGCUUACUGCUUUAACUUGGCCAUACAUCAUAUUAGUAACUGGGUUCUUUGCCUUUGUCUUCAUCAAUGGUGGAAUAGUUGUUGGUGACAGAAGUAGCCACGAAGCCUGUUUGCACUUUCCUCAGCUGUUCUAUUUUCUGUCCUUUACUGUCUUUUUUUCAUUCCCUCAUUUAUUGACCCCUUCUAAAAUCAGGAGAUUCCUUCUGUCAUUACGAAAGCACCCUGUGCAGUACAGCUUAAUCACUGCCAUCUCUUUAUUCCUCAUCUGGAAAUUUACCUACGUUCAUAAGUAUUUACUAGCAGAUAACAGACAUUAUACAUUCUAUGUCUGGAGAAAAGUCUUCCAAAGACACGAGCUUGUCAAAUAUGUAUUGGUUCCAGUCUAUAUAUAUUCUUGCUGGAGUUUUGCUGAUACACUAAAAUCAAAAUCAGUAUUCUGGAUCUUAACGUAUUUUGUAUGUUUAUUAGCAGUCACAGUUCCUCAAAAAUUGCUGGAAUUUCGUUACUUUAUUUUGCCAUUCUUAAUAUACAGACUCAAUAUGCCGUUUCCAUCUCUAUAUAGACAACUUCUGGAGUUGGCUUUUUAUAUUGCUGUGAAUGCCGUAACUUUAUAUAUUUUUCUAAACAAAACAUUCCAAUGGCCAAAUAGUGAUGAAAUCCAAAGGUUUAUGUGGUGA
Molecule: messenger RNA, 1266 nt
Organism: Nestor notabilis (Kea)
Lineage: Eukaryota; Metazoa; Chordata; Aves; Psittaciformes; Psittacidae
Product: putative Dol-P-Glc:Glc(2)Man(9)GlcNAc(2)-PP-Dol alpha-1,2-glucosyltransferase
Exons: 2
Biological process (GO): dolichol-linked oligosaccharide biosynthetic process; protein N-linked glycosylation
Cellular component (GO): endoplasmic reticulum
Molecular function (GO): dolichyl pyrophosphate Glc2Man9GlcNAc2 alpha-1,2-glucosyltransferase activity
Source: RefSeq, a predicted model, not a curated record